This is a messenger RNA of Pezoporus occidentalis (night parrot), 882 nucleotides long. RefSeq names its product basic salivary proline-rich protein 2-like. The transcript has a single exon. Lineage: Eukaryota; Metazoa; Chordata; Aves; Psittaciformes; Psittacidae. The coding region runs from base 1 to 882 and encodes 293 amino acids. The record is from RefSeq and is a predicted model, not a curated record.
AUGGCCCCGCUCCGCUGGUCGGCCGGAGGAGCAGGCACCGCGGCGGGGCCGCCCCGCUCCCCGAGCCAGCCCGUGGGGAGGAAGCGGCGACCGGCCGAGGCGGCGGCGGGAGCGCGGAGAAGCCUAGCACCGCCGCCUGAACUUGGCGCUUCCCCUUCCCUCAGCUCCAGCGCGGGGCGGGGGGAAGCGGAACCCGAGGCGACCAGAGCCCGCACUCACCUCGGCCCUCUCUGUCGCUGCGGGGCGGCCGGACGGCCGUUGUGUGUGUGGUGGGUGGGGGGGGCACCGUGCGGCGCCUGCCCCGCCGCUCCUGCGCCUGUCACCGGGGGCCCGGGGAGGAGAGUCCCGCAGGGUAAAUCCUCCGAGCGGCGGCGGGGACGGGCACCAGCCGCGUACCGCCCGCUCGUCGCGGCGGCCGCUGCCUCGCACGAAGUUGAGGCGCGGCCGCCGCUGCCGCUGCGCGGCCGGAGUGCCGCCGGCGGCCGCUACAGCCGCGGGGAACCGGCGCCUCCUUUCGCCGCCUCGCUCCGCAGCCGGGGAAGGAGCGCUGCUGCACCGCCGCCACCGCCGCCCCGGCCCCGCUCUUCCUGCGGCUGCUGGGAGCCGCGCUCCGGGCGCAACGGCGCGGUCACACGGAGCCCCGCGGGAAAGCCUCCUUCCCCGCCGCCGCCUCCUCCUCCUCCCUCAGCGCCCGAGAGCCCUCCGCUGCAGCCCCGCGGCGGCGCCCGCUCCGCAUGCCCCGUCACUCCGCGCACCGCCGCUUCUCCUGCUGCUGCUGCCGCCAGCGGCGGCGCCCCCACCCGAACCCUCCUCAGCGCCUCGCCUCCAUCACCGGCGUGGGGGCGUCAGCAGCGGCGGAGGGCGCAGAGAGAGGGGCGGUGA